Molecule: messenger RNA, 609 nt
Organism: Cryptomeria japonica (Japanese cedar)
Lineage: Eukaryota; Viridiplantae; Streptophyta; Pinopsida; Cupressales; Cupressaceae
Exons: 3
Coding region: 1-609 (202 amino acids)
Source: RefSeq, a predicted model, not a curated record
AUGGCGGAAGCGGGAGCAGCUGGCGGCGAUAAGGAUAAGCCUCCGGACACCCCGGAGGCUGUUGUUGACUUACAGUCUAAUGGUACUCUACCAGAGGAGACAGCGGGUUCAUCUGGGCUUCUGGGGGAAGGGUCCAAUGGGGGGCCCAUUCCACGUGAUGACUCCGUUGACAAUGGAAGGGAAAAAAAGAAAUGGUCGUCCCUUUUUGGAACUAGACCCACUGGUAAAUCCUCCCUACCUCCAGUUAAGAAUAUUUCUGACCCUUCUGACGAUAUGUCUGAUUCUGCUUUUUUUGAGGAGGAAUCCGAUAGUGACUCUUCAUCUGAUACAGAGGAUAGUUUUGAAGACUCGGAGUAUGAAAGCGGGAAGAAGAGGAGAUACAAAAAAACAAGACCCUCUUCAUCCAAGGGCAAAAAGCCUCAAAGCAAACCCCUGAUUAGCAUCUCUUUGGAAGGGGAGGACUCAGAUGAUUCUGAGAAGGAGAACCCUAAAGGGCUACUGAAGAAGAAAACAAAAAUCCAUACCCGGACUCGGAAAAAGCACAAGAAAAAAGAGGAGACUGGCAAGGAACCGGAAGUUGACAAGCAAGCAAGGACCCUGGAAGCUUAG